Molecule: messenger RNA, 3277 nt
Organism: Leptidea sinapis
Lineage: Eukaryota; Metazoa; Arthropoda; Insecta; Lepidoptera; Pieridae
Exons: 8
Coding region: 206-1615 (469 amino acids)
Biological process (GO): ciliary basal body organization; centriole-centriole cohesion; centriole replication
Cellular component (GO): centrosome; ciliary basal body; centriole
Source: RefSeq, a predicted model, not a curated record
AAAAUAUUUGUCUGCGAAUAUUGAAGUCAGCCCUGACUUCCCGCCGCUGAACUGACUUCAAAUCAGUUUACAUUGGUUAUUUUUCGGGUCAGCGCUGACUUGUCUCGAAAUCGAAGUCAGUUACUGACCCUGUGUGAACCCCGCUUAAUGUGUAAUUGUGUGUGCAGAUGCGGUCACGUCGCCGGUGCGGGCUCGCGCGCACGCUAUGACUCUGAUUGCGUCGCUGAUCGUCGACAAGACCGCCAGCGAUACGCUCUGCUGGGAGAUGAAAAAGAAUAAUUCAGUGUCAUUAUUUGAGCUGCUAUUGCAAUGCUUGGAGAGUAGUGACGAAGAACUGAAGACGGCAGCGCUACUUUUGCUCACACAAUUGUCUCAAUCAAUAUCACACAAAGAGCGGUCAAAACGGGAUUCGUACGUUGAAUUUAUCGACAAUUUAAAACUACCGCUGAACGAGACGCCUAACAAUAAGUUAUCUGCGGGUGACAGGACACACAAUGAUUGCCAGCCCGAAUAUAUUGUGGAAGACCUGUGUCGAAUACUUAUUGAACUGUACAAGGAAUUGUCGAGCAGCAAGAAGUAUUUGGAAAGCGAAGAAGAGGCGUGGUGUUCAGUGUCCGCGUGUAUAUCUUCAUUGCUGGCACUCAGUCCCCGCUGCCGCCUGUACGCAGUACACCGACACUUCCCGCAGAUCCUGCUCAAUACGCUACAAGCAGUGCGGGAUAAACUGUCUCUGCACGGCAAACCGGCCGACGUCAUACGAAAUGCCAAUCAUGAGCCCAUUCUACGGAACCUCUAUUGGAUACUGACUAUUAUAAAUACCACAAUGUUGGAUUGCUUACCCGCUAAGGAGAGCUUCGCCGAUGAAAACAUCGCAGUAUCUCUCAACAAGUUGUGGCCUUGGUGUAUGAUGACCGAACAAUUGAGGGAAGCACUUGUUAAGCUGUUACUUACGUUCACUAAUGAGUGUCCUAAAGCGUGGAGUUGUAUGUGCGUGUGUGUAAGCGGGCGCAGUAUGGCGCUCGAGGUGUGUGCGAUCGUGACGCGCGACGCGUCUCGCCUGACGACUGGUCCGCUGUUGCCGCUUGCGCUGCGUCUGCUCACCAACUGUGCUUCCCAUCAACACUGCCGGGCCAUCAUCCUGAAGAGCGAGGUGGUAAUGUGUGUGAGUCGGCUGCGUGCCCGCAGCAACCCCGCCACACUGGCGUACUCGGCGUGGAUGCGGCUGGCUGAGCGGCUGGCCAGACACGCCGACGGCGCCGCCGCCCUGCUCGCGGCCGUGUCGUCGCCGGGUCUGCGCCCCGUGCCGCGGCGCCUGCUGCCCGCCAUAGCGCACGCCGCGCACUACCACCGCUCUACCUUCCUUCAAUCACCGGAUAUUCUGGAGCUGUUGUGUGGUUCUCUCCUGACAGGAGAGACGGGAGAAGUGGUGUGUGCCGCGCGCGCUGUGUGGGCUCUGGCUGCCAACAACCACCGGGCCAAACUGGUCCUCCGGAGCGCUGGAGUGACAGCAGCAGUUCACUCCACGUUACAUCGGCUGCAGAAGUCCAAGGAUCCGAGCGUCCACAAAGCGUUGGAACUGCUGACAUAUACACACAACAUACUGCAGACUACCUGACUCAUGUUUGGGUUUCUAGUAGUUACAGUGGCCUUUCUACCUCAAAUUACCUUAAACCGUCAAAUACAUUUUAAGUUAUUGUCUUUAGUUUAGUAUGCUCGCGACUUGUAUGACACUUUGUUUUAGUGUACGUGAAUUGCUCAAAAUGAAGGUCAGUUCUAAAGCCAAUUUUUUCAACGUUUUUACAGCUUUUAUAGGCUAUCUAGAAGUAUAAAUGAUAUAAGGUUUUAGUAUAUGAUGUGUUGGUGAUUACUUAUUCGGAACCUACAUUAUUUGACAUAAAAAUACCUAUAUAUUAGCAAUACAAAUAAUUCAGCCAAUAACAUUUAAUUACAUACUAUGACAAUUCAUACAAUGAGCGGGCGCGGUGUACAUUAUUUAUAUGGAGAAACAACAUCUGAUUGACUCACACAAUGUCCAAUGUCAGUAUUUCAAAAUGUUGUGAGCCUUUUUGACUGUAAGUUCCGCUAAGAUUCGUUUUCAAUCAAUUCGUUCGUGUAUCGCCUCUACACGAGGCAUCCUCAGGAAGUCAGGAGUCUCGUGUCGAACUGAUUAAAGACGAAUCUUACCGGAAUUUACACUCAAGAAGGCACACAUCAAUAGAAUAAUUAUAAAUUUAAGCAAAAUAACGCCUAAUUCAUAAAAUUAUCAAAUGUCAGUAGUUUAGCAACCUAAUUAUAUGACGAUUUUACCAGUACGCUUUGACGGUGAUGCCUUAGUUCCUGAAAUCAGCUAUUUAUUUGCCCGAUAAGUAUUAACACUGGUGUGCAAAAUAACGGCAAUGCGAGUCUCAUAAAAAAAAUCAUCGCCAUUCGAUGACGUACAAUAAACAACUAGACUCCCAAUCUCCUAGUAAACGGUCGUAAAAAAAUGUCCGAGCGGCGUUGUAUGUACGUGUACAUUAACUUAUAAAGAUAACUAUAAAACAUUCAUUCAAAUUAACACCUUACUUCGUGGCAGUUAUGUUCAAAGUCAGUUGUAUACGCUCAUUAGAAACUCUGACGCGAAUACGAGGCAAGAACAUUUUAUUUUAGCAAUUAAAAUAAAUUACUCAGCAAAAUUAUUUAAAACGUGAAGUUUUUCCCACAAUUUUGUUAUUUUAAAGGGGCACUUACCUGAAACACGACACUCCAUCCUUUAUAAGUUUAUAGUAUAUGCUGUUAGUUAGACAGUUUUUCACUGAACUCACUGUCAUUGCGUAGCGCUGUAUUCAAAGCGCGGUCGAAACAAAGGUGAACGAAAACUGCCUAAUAGACGCGCAGUGUUUUGCUUCAGACAAUUUUUGAGUGUGAUUAUGAGUCUAGUUGUUUAUUGUACGUCAUUAUCGCCAUUUUAUAUUUAAUUUAUUUAUAAAAAGGACAUCCGAUUAAAUGUAUUAUUUUGAUUGGUAUGGUUGCAUGCUAUGAAAGAGUUUCCGCAGUUAGAUGUAAUGAAUUUUUACGCGUUGUUCCACGACCGCCGUUCCACGCAAUACUUAAUCACUACUUACUCGUAGGUGGUCUGUAAGUCAACUGUUGUGUGUAUGUGUAGUAUACCAUCUUAUUUAGAUUUUUAUGCGACAAUGUUUUUUUUAUUUUAGUCAUUGAAUGUAUGAAUUUAAACACGAAUUUAAUGUACUUAUUGUGAUAUGCUAUUUUGAUAAUAAUAAUAUAAUUAAAUGUG